Molecule: messenger RNA, 3347 nt
Organism: Sitophilus oryzae (rice weevil)
Lineage: Eukaryota; Metazoa; Arthropoda; Insecta; Coleoptera; Curculionidae
Product: nucleolar protein dao-5-like
Exons: 14
Coding region: 343-3315 (990 amino acids)
Source: RefSeq, a predicted model, not a curated record
GCCGCCUCCUGUUCGCUCUGUCGCAGGAACACAUUCGUGUCGCGUUUGUCUUUGCGCUAGCACGUGCCUAAUCUCUUCGGCGUUUCAAUCCGUUCCGCGUACGCUCAGCCACGCCAGUUUGUUUAUCAAUCAAUCUACCUGCGAGUAGUUGAUCGCGUUCAGUUUGUUACCGUACAGUUGUUUAACUGUUUGUUGUUUGUUUUGUGUGUUAGCGUGAAUCGUCAAAGUAGUUGUGCAUAGAAGAGUUUUUUCUAUAGACGUUCCAAACGACGUUCACGUGCCACCCGCCUACCCCGAUGGCAACGCCCUCUCUCCUGUUCCGAUGAAGCCAUCUUCUGCGCCAUGUCGUCCGAAAACCAUCCACAUCAGAGAGAGGCUGCGCGCGCGACCAGGAUCGCCCGCUACAAGGAGGAGCGGCGCAGACAGCUGGCCGAGCAGUUCGGCAGGGGCGUCGGUGAAGCUGGGGGACCCGCCGCCGCCACUGGGUUCAGGGCCGGAUCGUCGUCCAGUGGGUCGGAGGGCGGUCCUAGACCGACCAGGGCUUCGAGUUUGAGGGCGCAGGUCGUUCUCAGGGUCGCGGGUUCGCCGAAGACGGAGAAAAGUGUAUCUCCUCUGUCAGAUGGUACUCCAAAAAAUAAACAGGAAAGGGAUAAAAGCAGCAAAAGAAAAUCGAACCUGAAUAGAUCUCUUACCUGCGAAGAAGUUCCACCAUCUAGUUUUAAUGAAGAUCAAAAGACCACUCGAAGACGCCGACGAUUCUUCCCCCAGGAGGUGCUGGACCAAUCUCCUCGGCCUCCCGCUUCAACCACUUCAGGUGAUACUCCAACGACUGCCUCGCCCCUAACUCCAUCUCCCAAUCUGCCUUCACCAGCUCGGUUCACUGCCUUGUCUUCGCCGACCGCUGCGUUCUCAUCUGCCACCGUCACUCCAACUUCUCCACUAACAACUCCAAGACUAACUACUCCUAGACGUUCGGACUUGUCAGUCCACAUGGAAAAUGCCAGACGGGCCGUCACCUCCCCUUCCACACCCGAUACGCACAAAUACAAACCUUUCGCCGCGAGGAAGGCCCAAAUGGCGUCCGUGUCCAAGGACAAGUCGUCGCCCGUUUCCUCUCUUGCCAGAACCAGUUCAGCCAAGCAAUCCGCUUCGCAUUCCGAUAACGAAACCAACAAGAACAUAGCCAAGAGAAUGGAGGAACUGAGAGCUUUCACGAGGGAGACUUUGGCUAGGGUGGAGAGACUGGCCAAUAGGACCAAGGAGAUUCCCGCUAAUGCCACGAAGAGGCAGAGUCCAGCUAGACAGGUUAUGGACACAACGCCCUCUUCCAUACUGAAGCGUAAACCGAGAGAGGAGAAAGAGACUGUUAUAGUUGUAGUUAACGAGACACCAGGCCCAUCACACGUUUGUCCUGUGUCCAUCUUAAAACGGAAAGUAGCCCAAGAUGAAAAGACUGAACCUCAUUCGACACCUGUCACAUUUUCACCCAGCGUCGUCGAGCCGGCCACGACCAAUCGUAAACAAGGAAUCUUGAAAAAGAGGCGGAGCCUAGACGAGUCUACCGUCAUGAGGCACAGGAGUUGCAGUCCGGACGUGGCCAACAAAUUUUCAGACUCAAAAUCAAUUCUCAAAAAUCAAAGGAGAUCGUCACUGGAGGAACUGAGAAGAACUCAGUCUCCUGAGAUACAUAUCCAGGGUAUUUUGAAGAGGAAACCUCGACCUGAUGAUGACGAUCAUUCUUUGAAUUCACCGCAGAGUAUUCUGAAACGACGAUCAGGAGCAAGUAGUGCUGGAAGCAAUUCUAGUACUCCACACGUAUCAAUCACUACAGCCGUUAUAUUGGCAGCGGCUGGUGGAGCUGAGAUGGUUCUGGAACCAGAGGCUUCUCAAGAGUCUGUAAAACCUAUUUUGAAAAAGAAAAGCUUUUCAGAAGAUUACUCUUACAGUUUUAGUGGUGAUAGUUCGUCGGACGGUCCUAAACCAAUUCUAAAGAAAAAGUCGAGCACGGACACGGAUGACGGCGAGGAUAAACCCAUGAGACCCAUAUUGAAAUUACCGAGAAAUAGCUUGGAGCGUGAAAUAUUGGAUACGGGUCAAGAGGGACGAUAUUCCAGAUUUUCCAGCCAGGAUUCCGACGACGUCAAACCGAUCCUCAAAUCUGGAUCCUUGCGCGCCGAAUCGCCCAGGCCGCGCCUCUCCUUCUGCGGCGACGCAGCAACCGCACCCUCCACCUCGUCCGACGUGGAGGCGAGCCGAUUCCGCACCUCCCGCCGGUCCUACACGGUCUGCGCCGAUUUCAACGUCACCUCGAACGCGAUAGGGCGCAGCAGGGAGGACGACCGGGAUCUGAAGAAGGCGCGACCUCUUUCGGUCUUGGAACUGAUCAAGACCUUCGAGAAGAACGUCGGUACCGGCGAGGGUAAGAGCGAUGGGAAUGGCGGGGCUAUUCCGAAGAAGAGGAGCGGGGAUAGGUACAGGACGCAGCCGGUGACGUCCAACGAACUGGAAGCGAGUCGCAAUCUUGUCAACCACACAAGCCCUAGACACGCCUCCCAAUCUGAGGAUCACUCUCCCCGCCCCUCUCAGUUUUCUUACCACGCCCACAGCACUCUGUCAGGCUCGUCCCGAUCACUGGACGCCGCCACCUUUGAUUUCACAUCGCCGUUAGAGAAUGAGAGUCGCCUAAACUCCUUCCUGUCAUCGUCUUUCCAAACUGUGGGCGUGUCUCCAGAAAGCCCUGUCUGUCACAAAACUUCUUCUGAUUCCGCUUUCCAAUCGCUGGGCGACGGACUAGAGUUAGAAGAACCUCCAGAAGAAACUGAAGAGUCAGAUAUGUCGUUGGCGAGCCAGAUGAGAAGUUUGGCCGAAGAGGCGAAGAAAAAACGACAGGAGAGAGAUCAAAACAUAUCUGAACGCCGUGGCAUCCUCAAACAGCCACACCCUAGCGACGCCUCUUCCCCUUUACCGCGUCGCAGUCAGUCGUUCGCGUCGGCUCGUCCCGCCCUCCGUAGGCGUGACUCCCCGCCCGCCGAAACUACACGAUUAGAUUCGUUCCCACUCGAGUCGUCUCGGGCGGAAUCGGCCUUUCGUAAAGUGAAACCGAGUCGAACGGAGACCGCGACAGACAAAGACGACGAAGGCAUUUCGUGUAACGAUUCCGGAUCGGAUUCGGAAACGUCAGAAGUGAAGGGGCGUGUCCAGCGGAACAAAGGCGGAGCUCUGGACGAUACGUCGGAGGGUGAGAGUUCGGGCGGUAGGGAGGUGAAAAGUAUCUUCAGGCACGAGAAUAGCCGAUUGGGAUUGAAUUUCAAGUAAGUAGAAAAAUGUGCUAUUUACAUUUUGUAUGG